This is a messenger RNA of Orycteropus afer afer, 678 nucleotides long. Lineage: Eukaryota; Metazoa; Chordata; Mammalia; Tubulidentata; Orycteropodidae. The record is from RefSeq and is a predicted model, not a curated record.
AUGUUGCUAUUAAAGAGAGGUGGGGAAGAGCGUGCGCUUGAGAAAGAAGAGGAGGAAGAUGAUGAUGAAGAUGAUGAUGAUGAAGAUGAUGUAUCAGAGGGCUCAGAAGUGCCCGAGGGUGACCGUCCUGCAGGUGCCCAGCACCACCAGCUUAAUGGCGAGCGGGGUCCCCAGAGUGCCAAGGAGAGGGUCAAGGAGUGGACGCCCUGUGGGACCCACCAGGGCCAAGAUGAAGGGCGAGGGUCAGCACCAGGCAGCUGCACCCGCCAGGCCUUCUCCAUGGCAGCCAUGAGUAAGGAAGGGGGAUCCGCCUCUUCUGCCACUGGGCCAGACUCCCCGUCCCCCGUGCCUUUGCCCCCAGGAAAACCAGCCCUACCUGGGGCUGACGGGACCCCCUUUGGCUGUCCUUCUGGGCGCAAGGAGAAGCCCGCUGACCCCGUGGAGUGGACCGUGAUGGAUGUAGUGGAGUAUUUCACUGAAGCUGGCUUCCCUGAGCAGGCCACGGCCUUCCAAGAGCAGGAAAUCGACGGCAAGUCUUUGCUGCUCAUGCAGCGCACGGAUGUGCUGACCGGCCUGUCCAUCCGCCUGGGCCCAGCCCUGAAAAUAUAUGAGCACCACAUCAAAGUGUUGCAGCAAGGCCACUUUGAGGAUGACGACCCUGAUGGCUUUCUAGGCUGA